Populus euphratica (Euphrates poplar) is the source of this 1016-nucleotide messenger RNA. RefSeq lists its product as uncharacterized. Gene Ontology annotation, biological process: cellular response to heat. Lineage: Eukaryota; Viridiplantae; Streptophyta; Magnoliopsida; Malpighiales; Salicaceae. The transcript has 2 exons. The record is from RefSeq and is a predicted model, not a curated record. The coding region runs from base 15 to 845 and encodes 276 amino acids.
AUAGAAAGGCCAAGAUGAAUACUACUGAGGAAAUGGCUGGUCAACUUAACGAUCAUGCCUAUGAAGAUUACAAGCCAACAUUGGAGUGGGUUCGAGAUGCUGGAUUCGACACCCUACUUGUGUAUAUUCCAGGUUUUAAGAAACAGCAACUGAAGGUUCAGGUGACGUCAACUCGAACACUCAGGAUCAUGGGCGAACGCUUUCAUGGUGACAAUAAAUGGAGCAGUUUUCACAAGGAGCUUCCUAUUCCAUUGUAUUAUGAUGUUAAUCAAAUCAGUGCAAAGUUUGAGGGUGGCAUACUUCAAGUCAAACACCCCAAGAAGAUUACAAGUCCAGCCAACCCAGUGCAGGAAACAGCAGAGCCUCAAAAGCCCAACAAUGAAGAAACACAAGAUCAAAAAAUUGGACAAGAAUUUGAUCAAGAAGUUCCUCCAAAUAGUGAAACUGAUGAACCAGCAAGUGGGAAAAUCAAUGGGGUAGAAAAUGCUACUGUUACUGAGGCUAACAAUAUCCAUGUUCCUCCCAAGACUUCGGAGGACCAGAAGAGUGAUCUUGGCUUAGCCGAACCAGAAAAGAACGCCAGCACAGGUGAUGAAAAGCAUGAAGAUGACGGCUACUCUGUCCAGGAUGCUGCAAAGAUGCAACAGGAAGAAGAAACUGCUGUCGUUAGUGGUAUUUCUAAUGCUAACUUAGCACGUAAUAAGCAGGGUUUUGGAGGUCUGGUAGCAGAGAUGAAGAAGCCAAGAAAAUCAACACACUUUGUUGUGGCUACUGGUUUAUUAAUCCUGGUACUUGGGAUUUAUGUUCAAAAUGCUAUCAGAUCUAGUGGAGAAGCUGAGAACUAGAGGAUCCGAGACUAAGAAUUGUGCUGUAAACCUUUGAAUAAGGGGUACAUGACCUCAAAACAUGUUUGAAAACGUACAAUGUUGAAUAAAGGGCUCAAAAAUUGCAUAAUUUCUGCAAAUAUGCACAGAAUAAUAUUAAAUAAAGAGAAGGAAUAAGCCUUCUUUUAUGUG